CAUUUUAGGGCUACCUAAAUGUUUCUUGUGCUACAAACAAGUGGACAUACUAGUCAACAGUCUGGUGAUUAGAAUUGCACAGAUAUGUAGACGUUGUUGCGGACACGUUGUUGCGGACACGUUGUUGCGGACACGUUGUAGCGGUCACGGUCAAUGGUGUUCUUUGUAAACAUAUAACAUGACACUGCACGGGGACAAUGUUCUGUGUUUACUGUAUCACUCAGUAAUGACUCCUCUCAGCUGUUUAUAAAGGUUUAAGCCUCGAACAAGCGCGGUGUUAGAGGGCUGGCGGCGGCUGGGAUCAAUAGUUAGAGGUUACAGCGGUCUGGCGCUAGCUAACCAAACUGUUGUCUUCCGAUGUGUACACUCCACAAACACGGAUGGAGCAAUGAUGGAUGUUUAAAUCUAGCUAAUGUCAGAGUUGCCGCUUGUUGAUAAGAUCAUUUCCGGCUUACCCGAAUUGCAUACGCAAUAGCAGAAUAACGAGUCCUUAUUGACUAAUUAAGCAGAAGUCCAAGGCCUGUGUAGUGAGUGUAGUAGAGGCCACACAAGUGUAGUGACAUCCCCCAGGGUUUUGUCCUAAUUUAGGGCUUAUAGUUCCAAUACUUAAUUGAAGAUCAAACGAUCACACUUGUUAUCCGACUUUUAAAAAAUGAAGUUUUUUAAUGAGUAGUAUUUCAGUAGUCCAUCCCUAAAGUCCGAUUAAUAAUUCUUACUUUAUUCAAAAGCUGCAGCUUCUCGCUGGACUUCUGCUGACAAUUGUUUAUGGUAAACACAUUAUACGCACCCGCUAAGGAGGCUGGAAUGUAUCGGAUGUUAGAGGUGGCUAGGCCUAAGUCAUCGCUGUUCACGAUGACCCAGUUGCCAUUGCUUCACUUCAUACAGCUUUGAUAUUUGUACCUAAAUAUUAUGCGCGUGUUGCAUCCCGUGACGUUGUUACCUUUGUCGUUAUUGCAAAGUACGUGUCGGAGUAGUUUCUCCUAAAAAAAAAAAAUUGCAUAAAGAUACGAAGCCGUCUUAUAUGGUUUUGUAUUGCGUAUAUGAUCACAGAAAUUCUAGCUGACGGUUUAAAAGUUCAAACGUAGAAGUGACUACAAAUAGUACAAAGAAAGGCUAAGUCGUAUGCUAGUUAAUGUAUUCGAGUUCACGACGUACUUUUAACUAGAAUUGCUUACGUAAACGACGAAGGUAGACGCAAAAGGGAUGGCACGAUCGCACGGUAUUUAGGUUAGGCGGUGAACAGGUGUGCGACCGCGGACUCGCGGGUGUGAGGCCUGCGAAGGGGGGCGUCAUGUCAGAGGGGGUCAAAACGUGCAGUGAACUAGUAGAGCGGCGCACACGCGCAGUCUGCGCGCCGGGCACUCGCGCGCACCAUGGCAUCCGCACUCUUCACUCGCAAAGAGGUCGAGAGCCGCAACACGAGGAACGACGCCGUCAUCAUCAUCGACAACGUGGUAUGCGACGUGACGCGGUUCCUGCUCGACCACCCCGGCGGCAUAGAGGUGCUUCUCGACAACGCCGGCAAGGACGCGUCCAAAUGCUUCCACGAUAUCGGGCACAGCGAGUACGCGCGUGACUGGAUGCAGACGUUCGCCAUUGGCGAGGUGGUGCCGGAAGAGAGGCGCGCAGUGCUUCCGUGGCCCCCCGCGGAGGGCGAGGAGCAGUGGCAGGCUGAGCAGUGGUCAGUGCGAGGGCUGGUGGACACGUGCGGCGCACCGCUGGUGCUGGCGGUCUGCGCCGCGCUGCUCUACACGUACCUGUUCUAGUAGAGGCUGCGGGUGGCGGGUGGCGGGUGGAGGGAACGGGCGGCGGUCGGCGGACAGCUGGAGCCGCCUCAAGGUCGACGGCUUCAUCGCGCGAGUGGUGGCUUGGCCAUACUUAAAUAUCGUGCAUUUCAAAACAUUUCUAUAUUUGUGUAAGAAACUAUUAUUCUAAGACGUAUGUAUAAGUGUACACAUAUAAAGUCGGUGACCGGGAUAUACAUUUGCUAUUAAAGGUUUUGUCCUCGGUCGGCAUUUGAUUAUUUAUAAGUUUAUCACUGUUUGUAUAAACUUUUCCACGUUAUUUCUUUUAGUUGGAGUCGGAGGACGUCCUUGUACUUUGGAACGUGACUGCGCACAUUUGUGUAUGACUACGAUAAAUAUUUCCACAUAAUAUUAUUAUAAGUAACUUUGUAUGAAAUGAACGUUGCAAUAAUGUGGUAAUUUUGUAAAAGGCGUCAGGAGAGGACGAGUGCCGGCGCGCGCUGUCACCUUGUUCAUACCGUACACCAGUUCCUAUUUACUGUUUCAAUUUGUCAGUAGUUUUGCGUGUGCGCGCAUAUAACAAUAUUAUAUAAUAAUAAAUAAAUAAUCUGUGAUACACAUAGCUCAUCGCAUCGAGCUUCGCAGUCAAGCUGUAUACAUGCACCAGCUACCUUCCUUGCGGACUAUAAUAUUAUACUACACUACAUAGGAAGGUUUAUUAUGAACUACGGUAAAUCCUAAAAUUUACUGCUAAAACCUACGAUUCUCCAAACAGUAAAAAGGUAACAUUUUGUGAUAAAAGUUCGAAAACUUAUGUGGUUGUUGUUUCGGGCAAACACUACUAUUCCCCAGGUGAAUCAUAAGAUUUUCUUUAAAUGCCUGCUAAAUGUCGAACAAACAAACGAACAGCAUCCAUUUUUUAAGAAUAUAUAUUAACAUUUUUUUAAUUAGCGUAAAUUAAAUUGUCUUAAUUUCCGUAAAAAAAUAACCGGUUAUUUUCUUAAAACCAUAAUGUUAAUCGGUUGAUUAUCAACAUUUACACUGCCUACUUCUGAUCCUGAGAAUAAUCUAGAGAAUGGUGAUAAUAUAACAUUGAGAUUGAUCGAAACAGAAGCUGUUGCGUAGUGACAUAUGUGACGUAUAUAUGUAUGUAUGUACAUUUACAUUACAAUAAAUUGGUAUUGGUUUGUUUA
Messenger RNA from Papilio xuthus (Asian swallowtail), 2938 nucleotides. RefSeq names its product cytochrome b5-like. The transcript has a single exon. The record is from RefSeq and is a predicted model, not a curated record. Bases 1374 to 1766 code for a protein of 130 amino acids. Gene Ontology annotation, molecular function: heme binding. Lineage: Eukaryota; Metazoa; Arthropoda; Insecta; Lepidoptera; Papilionidae. Gene Ontology annotation, cellular component: intracellular membrane-bounded organelle; membrane.